Papilio xuthus (Asian swallowtail) is the source of this 2111-nucleotide messenger RNA. Its product is annotated as FGFR1 oncogene partner 2 homolog. The transcript is spliced from 5 exons. Lineage: Eukaryota; Metazoa; Arthropoda; Insecta; Lepidoptera; Papilionidae. The coding region runs from base 329 to 958 and encodes 209 amino acids. The record is from RefSeq and is a predicted model, not a curated record.
CAUAGACAAUCAAGGUCAUGUCACAAAUAUUAAUCGUGACAAGUCGAAUAGUUACAGCAAUUUUGGAAAAACUUGACUUUCUCUUUUUCUUUAGGCAUAGUUUAUGCAUACAAAGUGGUUUCAUUUUAGAGAUAUCGAACUUUUCGUUUUAGAAUCACUUUGGGUACACCUCAAAUUCUCAAAUGAGAGCUAAUGGCCGCCGAACACUAAUCACGAAACAGCUGAUGUGCGUCGUUUGAUUAAUCAAUUAACAUUCCUGUUUGCCCUACUGUUUCUACAUUGUUUAAAUGAUACUUUAUUGGCAAAACAGUUCUUUGUGGAAUUCAGGAUGUCACUGACCAUUCAACAAAUUAUUUUGGAUGCUAAAAGACUAGCUGGCCGUCUCAAAGAACGGGAAACCGAAGCGGAUGCUUUAUUAACUGAGACACAAUCGGCGUAUAGACAAAUUCAUACCAUGAAACAGUACAAAGAAGAAGUGGACACUCUCAAUGAAGCUUCAAGAGAAAGACCCCGGGGAGAACUGAUUGCCAGUAUUGAAAGAGAAUCUCGACUUAUGCGUGAUGUACAAAAAGAGAAUGGAGAGCUCCGCGCCGCACUGGAAGAUCACAGGAGGGCUUUGGAACUUAUUAUGUCCAAAUAUCGCCAGCACACUGAAAAGAGAAUAUGGGAAUCACGGAUAGAUUUUACAUCUGCAAUUAAUGAUAAACAGCAAGAGUUGAUUCGUCAACAAGCAGAAAGAAUUAAUGAGAUGACCAGUGUAAUGUACAAAGCUGUAACCUUGGAUGAAAAUUCUGACACAAGGAAAGAAGAAGAAUUGUACCAAAGGCUUAUUACUGAGAACAAGGGUCUUAGAGAGAUGUUGAAUCUCUCAAGGCGGUAUGGAUCUGAGCGAUCAUUAGCUCCUCCCACAGAAGAUAAGCAUGUACAAACUGAUGGACCGCCUGUUACAAGCGCGUGACGCCCCGCGGCGGACACAUGCCGCCUCUAAUGCGCUCAUUGCGCCUCUUCUAGCGCCCAACGCGCCUCUUUAUUGCGCUUAAGGGCGCCUCUUAAAUAGGUAGAUUACACUAAGCCUCCUGUCGGCACAUUUGCCUUUUUUACACUAAUCUUUGCACACAGAAUGUGAUAUAUCGUUUCUAAUAAUUCAAGGAAGUUUUUGUCUUUAAUAACCUCUUUACUGCAAUAUAGAUAUGUGAAGCCCUUAGGGCAUCUGGGGAUCAAUGAAAGUAGGUACUGAUCGCAAGUAAUAAAGUACUAAAGCAAUACCAUAAAGUUCCAGAGCUGAAAUAAAUUGGUGUUUCAUUCUACGGUAGGCAGAAAUCAAAUCUAGAAUAGUUGACAAAUACCCCUUUUCCAAUAGGGUUCCGUAGUCAAAAAAGUUUGAGAAUCGCUAUAGAAUAUCUGUUUCAAAGAUUCAACUAGAAAGUUUUUCAAAACUUUGAGGUUCUCUUUUACAUAAAGACUGGAAUACAUAGAAACAGUUUGAAAACAUCUAGGUGUUUGUGCUGUACUUUUACUUUCAUAGAACUUAAUCUGAAACCUAAGUUUCUAGUAUUAUUAGCUACUGUAAUAUAUCGCGAUCUGUGUGCAAAGUAUAUCUGAACACUGAACCAUGACUUACUUGUUUUAUUAAAUUUAUUGAUAAUUGUUUUUUCAUAUUCAAUACUUAAGAAAUUUUAUACAAUACUGUUCAUAUUUGUUUAUUGAAUGUGCAGGCAGGAAGGAUAUUCUUUUAUAAGCCACCAAUUCAGGGUGCAAUUUUCAUUUUACUGUUACUUAUACAUUUCCAAUGUGUUUUUUACCUUUAAAUAAAUGAAUUUCUAAAAUACUCUGAAAAGGUUGUGUUAAGAAAGAAUAUUUUAAUUAUAUUGUUUGGUAUGACUUGCAUUGAUUUACACCAAAAAAAGGGUUCCUUAAACCUUUUUUUUGUUAUAUAUUUGGUUAUUGUAAUUUUAUUUUUAAAUGAGUCAAUAAGAAACUUUUGAAACAAUGACGGUGGUUAAAAUUAGAAACAAAACUGCCAUUAACAGGUGCAUAUGAUUUUUUUUAGAUAUUAGUAUUAGAAAAAAAUAUGGUCUUUUAAUUUGAAGCUAUAUGAUAUUUUUUACAAU